Messenger RNA from Naegleria lovaniensis, 822 nucleotides. RefSeq lists its product as uncharacterized. The record is from RefSeq and is a predicted model, not a curated record. The transcript has a single exon. Gene Ontology annotation, molecular function: small GTPase binding; GTPase activator activity. NCBI's taxonomy places the organism in Eukaryota, Heterolobosea, Eutetramitea, Acrasida, Naegleriidae. Bases 1 to 822 code for a protein of 273 amino acids. Gene Ontology annotation, cellular component: cytosol; nucleus; perinuclear region of cytoplasm. Gene Ontology annotation, biological process: nucleocytoplasmic transport; activation of GTPase activity.
AUGGGACAACAAGCAUCUGCAACAGAUCACAGUUUGGAUGAAUCGUUGGCGUCAUAUGCUCCAAGUUGCUUUCCCGAUGAGGUUUGUCUUCAGAUCAUGUCCUUUCUGGAAUUGGAUACCAUACAUCAUUGUUUUUUAGUUUCCAAACAAUGGAGUUGGAUUGCACGAGAGAUUCCUAUAUCUCCGAAUUUGAAAAGAUUGGGCAAUUUGGAACGACGAUUGAAAUUAAUGUCUAAAUGUCAUUGUAUGAAUAUUACCUCAUUGGAUUUAUCGCAACAAUUCAUAGGAACAUCCAGCACUAGAGCACUUCAGAACAUUGUACGGAGUGAAUACGCAUCACGAUUGAAAGAAUUAAAUUUAAACGACAACUACAGGAAGGUGGGCGAUGAGGCUUUUCAACGGAUUGCCAAAUCGACUGCAUUACAGAAUUUAGAAAUUUUAAGUGCCAAUGGUUGUAAUAUUACAGAUAGUGGAGUUAUUGCAUUGAGUCAGAGUGCAACCCUUUCAAAACUCAGAGAAUUACGUUUAAUGGGAAAUCAAAUCAGCGAAUAUGGCGUGAGGUCUCUUUCAACAAGCAAGUCGAUGAGCAAUUUACAAGUGUUGGAUCUUAGCCACUCAUGGAUUGGGCCAAAGGGUGCAGAAUAUCUUGCGCAGGGAAAUGCAAAAUUCACAGAAUUACACUUAUUGUUUGGACAUAUUGAAGACAGAGGCGCAAUGGCGAUUGCUCAAAGUCCUCAGAUGUGUAACUUGACAAUUUUGAAUUUGGAUGCCAAUUCUAUUGAAAAUGCUGGAGCGUUGGCAUUGGCUGGAAGUGAAUUUUGA